AUGACCGAUCGGUUCCGGACAUACGACAGCGAAUGCCGCGUGAACGGCGUCGGAGACCGUCAUCACUGGCCGAUGGCUUUCGGGGCCCCGGGCCGGCCGAACAAAAAGUUGACGACGGUCCGGGGGCCCGUCACGGGAGGUGGCGAAGGACCGGAAGUCCGCCAACCGGACAACGGGAAGUUGUUGUCGUCGUCUUCAUCGUCGUCGUCUUCGUCGUCGUCGUCGUCACCGUCGUCAUCGCAGUCGUCCACUCGGUCGACGCGUUGCUACAACGGCACGUUCCGUCGUCCCGACCCCAACAACGUCGAAACCUGCGAGGCCAUCGAAUGGGAAGUCAUGUCCAAACACUUUGCCAGAUUGCCACCAUUUAUUAAAGAUAAAAAUGCGAAACAGUUCAACCGCGGAAAUCCACAAACGAACAUACCACAACAUCAUCAUUUACAAUAUUAUAGCGAUCUGCACAAAUUGCAUCAGGUGGCAUACGCCACCAGAAACCCCAUACCUAGAAAACCGGUGGCGGAGGCGGCGGCGGCGGAUCAUCAGCCGUGCUGCAAACCGUGGCAAUGGAGCCCUUACGGAGGACCAGCCGGAACGUUUAUGAACGCGUAUUACCUGUCUGAGCCACAAAGGUAUGACAAUCACGCUAAGAACGUUGUCCUGGAAGACUCGCUAAUACAAGUGGACGAGGCAGACAAACUGUCGUCCGAAGUGUGGCACGCGUACUUGGACAACCGUCAGUCCGAGGGCGUUUACGAAACGAAGAUGGCCAUGUGGCGCAGGCUGUCGACGCUGAUCAAGAGCUGGGCGCCAGGCUGCGGCCUGUACCUGGUCGGGUCCACGAUGAACGGUUUCGGCGGCGACGUGAGCGACGCGGAUUUCUGUCUGCUCACCGGCUGCACGGCGGCCGCGGUGGUCAACACCGGCGUCCGGCAGCACAAGACCGUGACCGAGGAGCGGCACCGGAUAUGCGCCGUCGAGCGGCUCCAGUGGCUGAUGGGAUUGCUGGACCACGAGCGGAUCAACGGAAAGGUCGGCACCGCGGAAAUGCGCAUCGUGUACGCAAAGGUGCCCAUACUCAGGUUCCGGUGGAUCGGCGACGGUGGCUGCAAGAUGGACGUGGACUUUUGCUGCAACAACGUGGUGGGCAUUCGCAACACCCAUCUGUUGUACUGCUAUUCGAGGCUCGAUUAUCGGGUCAGACCAUUAGUAGUGACCAUUAAACUGUGGGCGUCCCAUCACAACAUCAACGAUCCGAAAAAAAUGACGUUAUCCAGUUACUCGCUGGUGCUGAUGGUUAUCAAUUUCUUGCAAAGCGUCGAACCGCCCGUGUUACCGUCGCUGCAGUGCAUCUAUGGCAUGAAGUUCUCUUCCUACACUGACAUCGAAUUCGUGCACAUGCACGAACAGUUGCCUAGCAGUGGUUGGAGAAGCGACAAUAAACAGAGCCUCGGCGAGUUGCUUUUGCAGUUUUUCGAAUACUACAACAAUUUCAAUUUUUAUAAACACGCGGUGUCUGUAAGAAUGGGAUCACCGAUACCCCUAGAAAGCUGUCGGAUGGCCGACGCGGCAAAAAACAAUCCCGGACAAUGGAAAUUCAUAGGGAUCGAAGAACCUUUCGAAAAAACGAACACAGCACGGUCUGUGAAUAACCAUAAUGUAUUUGCUCAAAUCAAAGAAGCCAUCACUAAUAGUUACAAUCAGUUAAAAGAAACGAUGUCAUUGGAUUCAAUAUUUUGUUAG
Molecule: messenger RNA, 1740 nt
Organism: Macrosiphum euphorbiae (potato aphid)
Lineage: Eukaryota; Metazoa; Arthropoda; Insecta; Hemiptera; Aphididae
Source: the annotation of a GenBank genome assembly